This is a messenger RNA of Colias croceus (clouded yellow), 3819 nucleotides long. RefSeq lists its product as uncharacterized. The record is from RefSeq and is a predicted model, not a curated record. The coding region runs from base 86 to 3700 and encodes 1204 amino acids. The transcript has 9 exons. Gene Ontology annotation, cellular component: nucleus. NCBI's taxonomy places the organism in Eukaryota, Metazoa, Arthropoda, Insecta, Lepidoptera, Pieridae.
ACUUCACGUUUUUGUAAACUCGUAAAAGUUGUGUUUGAGAAUGUAAAUAAAAGUGCAUAGUGCGUGCUGUGUUACAUAUUGCAAAAUGGAUAAAUCAGAAAAAACAAGAAGUAGGAAGGCAAAACUGGUACCGAGGGAAUGUACUGAUUCUGACGAUGAAUUAAAAGAAUUGCAGUAUGAAGUGGAACAGACACUUGCUAGAAUUAGAGGCGAUAAGGGAAGUACAUCAAAACAACAGGCACAACCACAGUUCUCGAUCAAGGUGGAAGUCGAGGAGUGUGAUGAAACCAACGCAGAUGUAGUCGAGCUUGACAGUUCAGAUGACGAAGUAGACCUCGAGGCAGAUGUCCACAACCUAAACCUAGUUAAUGUAUUGAAGGCAUCCCAUAACUUCAUUGUAAACAGUUUAUCCAAAGCUGACAAAAUACUCCACAUCGAGGUGGUAAAUAACUGCAAGCCACCACCUGUACCACAUGUAAAGAGUAAUCAUGAACUCGUCUUCGAGAAGGCGUUGACUCGAUGGAGAGAUUGGUUCUCAUUAGCCUCCGACUUGCGAGAACCACCGCUAAUAUACAAAUGCUAUAUUUGCAAUCUAGCUUGGUGGCAUUUGAGCGAAUUUCGCAAUCAUAUAAACGUGCAUGCGUUCAAAACGUUCCGGAUAGGUCUUGAAAUUUCAACCUGUGUGGAGUGUAACAUUGUAGCGUACGAAAAGAUGGAUAAAAGGUUUAUAGACCCAGGAACUAGAUGCUGGAGAUGUGGACAGCCUGGUAGCGAACAUAAUAAGCAAAAAAAAUGUGCUGGAUGCUCGAAGGACCUUUUCUCUUGCCUCAAGUUGGCAGAACACCAGUGGUACUGUGACGCGUUCAAAGCGAAGCAAAUAAAGGUGUUUCAGAACGCUAAAAAGAUGUACAAAUGUCAUCUUUGUCCAAGAUAUUACUUUCAAGAAGAAAGCCUGCUCGAUCAUAUGGUAUUAAGGCAUUCGGUGCGAUCGGAUCUGCCGAUACCGUGGUCUCUAGUGUUUUGCAUAGAGUGUAAAGAGAAUGUGGCAGAUUACAACCACGCAUGUUCUGGUAAAGUGCCAGACAUACUGUGUAUACACUGUAACAAAUUAUUUCAUACAAGACCCCUUCUAGCGUUACACAAAAAAGUCGUUUCGAGGCAUCCGAAAAUCUGCGAACUUUGUUCAAAACGUGUGUUCAAAGGGUGUAUGCUGCCGGUACAUAUGACGAAACAUACGUCCAAUUAUUUAUUACUGUAUAAAUGUUUAAUGUGUCCGAAACCAGUGUAUUUCGAUCCGACGAGACUGUCCGCGCAUUCUGAGGAAAUACAUGGAAUGACGAGUGGUGAUGUGCCUUUUGAAUUUCUGUUUGUUCCGAAUACCUUUUUAGAGAAAAAUUCUGACCAGAGUAAUGCUAAAGUAAAUCCAAUACCCACAGUGAAUAUUAUUACAGCAGAUUCUAAAAAUGCAGAAGUAUUCCAUUAUAAUAUAAUGAAAGAUGGUAAAGUUACAAUUGUAAAUGUAAAUGCAACAAGUAAUAAUAGUAAUGAUGUAAUUGAAACGACACCUAACAAUGAACUAACUGACAAUAUACCCCCUAAUAAUGACGUAAUUGCUGAACAUAUAGACGCACCGAAAGAAAUUGAAAUAAACAUACAUACAAAUGUAAAUAAUGAUAUAAUAGAAGGUGUUCAAAUAAAAAAAGAGAUUGACGAUACCCAAGAAAUGGAAGUUGAUAACGAUACUGAAAAUGGACAAGAAUGUAUGGACGCAGUUGAUAACGAUACUGAAAAUGUACAAGAAUGUAUGGACGCAGUUGAAAAUCUUAUAAGCAAUAUUAAAACGGAAGUCGAUGUCCAAUUCGAUCGUGUCGAACCAGAAAUGUGUCCAAUAGUAACUAAUGUGGUUAGUGUUGCGAAUAUUAAUAGUGUAAAUGAAGAUAUGGAAACUAAUACAGAAGAAAACGCAGAAACGGGUCAAAAUAAUUCAGUGAAUAUAGAAAAUAAUACUGAAAGAAGUCAAAAUGAUUUAGCGACAGAAAAUACACCGUCUACAGAACUUAAUGUACCCAUUGAUGAAGUAACAAACAGUAUAAAAAUACCCAACCCAGUUGCAAACAUAGAAAUAAAGCUAACAUAUCAAGAUGAUAGCUUAAAAAUAAAAGAAGAACCGUUACCGGACGAAAUUCAAGAUGUCAAUUUAAAACUAAGUGAUAUACGCAAGAUAUAUCAUAUAGAUGUUAAUUUAACAGCAAAUCCGACAAACGAAAUAAAUAUUAAACAGGAAAUAAAUGAGAUUGAUAUGAACGGUAAAUCUGAAAAUAAUUGGGAGCUUUUGUCCGACGUAUUUGAGAAUUUCAACGAAGUUAGGCAGGAAACGGAUGAGGAGGGUGAAAAUGAUUUGAUAAUUAUCGAACCGCAGGAGGAAAUACUUACUAUUCACUCGGAAGAUUCUUUUAGUAGUUCGGAGAAUGAUAGUGUUAGUGGGGAUAAUGGAGAUAAGAUGAAACGCUACCAAUGCAAAAAGUGCCACUUCAAAGGCGUACACAGAGAAUACGCGGUGCACAAACGCGAGCACUGUCCGAGAAAAGAUAGACUCCAACGGCCAUACAUACAUACAACUAAAUACCCGUGCUCCACCUGCAAAACGAGCUUUGCAACGUUCAGAAAGUACCUGAAACAUUUCUCCGUUCACAAGUUCCCGAAACACGCGUGUCCUCAAUGCUUUUGUAUAAGCAGUUCGCAUACAAAGCUGGAUCAGCAUGUAUUGACACAUAUGCGCAGUUUCUUCUUUAGUUACAGAUCGUUGAAAGUGAAACGUACGUUUAAGUGUAAAGUGUGUGAAGUUAGUGUUGAACGUGAAAUGUUUUUCGAACAUUGGGAGGGACACUUGAAUAUAAAGGAGUGGGGGUUUAACGAGGUUAAAGUGAAGGAGGAGGUGGAUUAUGAGCCUGGUGUACGGGGAGUUAUAGAAAUACUAACGCACCCGGAUAAAAUGGCGAGACAACUGUCCGCCAAGUAUAGGUCGUGUGUGGUAUGCAACCGUCGUUUCAACAGACGGAACGAUUGCAUGCGACACAAUAUAGAACAUCUGUUACUCGAUGCGUUCAAAAAUAAGGAUAAAUACAAAAAACUCAAGUGUCAGAUUUGCGGCGAGGAAUUUGAGAAACCUGAAGGUUUCCGAAGUCACUUACGUUAUCACGCGUCGUUGCCCGUGUAUAAAUGUGAAUUAUGCAAUAAGACAUUUAGUGAUUCCAGUAAUUUCUCGAAACACAAAAAAGUCCACAAUCUCCGUAUAGUUAUAUGUGAUAUUUGUGGAAAAAAGUUCAAUAAUAAGAUCUGCUUGAUCAAGCAUUUGGAGGGCCACUCAAACGCGGAGCCCAUACCGUGCAGCAAAUGUAACAAGCAUUUCUUCAGCGAGUCAGCUCUGCGGAAACACAACCUUCAGAUGCACGACAAAGUGUCGCCGAAGUUCAAGUGUCAGCAGUGUCUGCUGCGGUUCCUGACACUUAAGGAGAAGUGGGAUCAUAUGUGGCAAGUACACAAAGAAAGGUCAACCAAAGCGGAUUGUCCAAUAUGCGGGGCGAAGUUCAGAAAGGCCCGUGACGUUAAAAACCACUUGGACAAAGUUCACAGCAAGAAAAAUGAGGGAAAAGGGGAAAAUGCCAUUAAAAUUGAGUACGACCUUUGUGUUGUUGAUUGAAUAUCUCUUCUAUAUCUAUACUAAUACUAGCGGUCCGCCCCGGCUUCGCCCGUGGUACAUAUGAAAAAUAGAUGUUGGCCGAUUCUCAGACUUACCCGAUAUGCACAGAAAAUUUCAUG